UGUGAUUGGCUGGCAGGCCUACGGGUGGAUGUUUCAGCGGCGCUGAUUGGCCUGGCAGGUCCGUGCUGUGGCGGCUGUGCCGGAGAGAAUUCCCCCGGGCUCUGUCUCUGAGUUCUCAGCUGCAGACUGAUCAGCACCGGAUCCCGGGAGUUUUCUUUCCAAGUCUGAAGAUGUCCAAGCAGGCUCAGUUUUCAAACCCCGAGACGCCAGGUUAUGUUGGCUUUGCCAAUCUGCCAAACCAGGUUCACCGCAAGUCUGUGAGGAAGGGAUUUGAGUUUACCCUCAUGGUUGUAGGGGAAUCUGGUUUGGGGAAAUCUACUCUGAUUAACAGCCUCUUCCUGACUGAUUUGUAUCCAGAACGUGUGGUGCCUGGUGCAGCAGAUAAGAUUGAGCGUACAGUGGAGAUUGAAGCAUCCACAGUAGAAAUAGAGGAAAGAGGUGUGAAGCUGCGACUUACUGUGGUUGAUACUCCAGGCUAUGGUGAUGCCAUGAAUUGUGAGGACUGUUUCAAGCCCAUCAUUCGCUAUGUGGAUGACCAGUUUGAGCGAUAUCUUCAUGACGAGAGCGGCUUGAACCGGCGACACAUUGUAGAUAACCGUGUCCACUGCUGCUUUUAUUUCAUCUCGCCCUUUGGCCAUGGUUUAAAGCCCCUUGAUGUACAGUUUAUGAAGGCGUUACAUAACCGGGUGAAUAUUGUUCCUGUGAUCGCCAAAGCUGAUACUUUAACUCUGAAGGAACGUGAAAGACUCAAGCGAAGAGUGCUGGAUGAAAUUGAAGAACAUGGAAUCAAAAUUUAUCAGCUCCCAGAUGCUGAGUCAGAUGAAGACGAGGACUUUAAGGAGCAGACUCGGCUUUUAAAGGCCAGUAUCCCCUUCUCUGUUGUUGGAUCUAAUCAGCUAAUUGAAGCCAAAGGUAAAAAGGUCCGAGGUCGUCUGUAUCCAUGGGGCGUGGUUGAAGUAGAAAACCCAGAACACAAUGACUUCCUGAAACUGAGAACAAUGCUUAUCACACACAUGCAGGACCUGCAGGAGGUGACUCAAGAUCUGCAUUACGAAAACUUCCGCUCAGAGCGUCUGAAAAGAGGUGGCGCCAGCAAAGUGGAGAAUGUGGAAGUAUCAAAGGACCAGAUAUUGCAGGAGAAGGAAGCUGAGCUCCGACGCAUGCAGGAAAUGAUUACAAGAAUGCAGGCUCAGAUGCAGAUCCAGAGACACGGAGAAGGCGACGUGUAAUGGUUUCUAAUGGUGCAAAGCAGGAGCUGUGUUCUCUGACCUACCUGUGGCUUAUCGUACAGUACACGGCAACCAAUACACAUGGUUAUGUUUUCCGUUUUUAUACUUUGCAAGCAUUUUUUGGGGAAGGGGGGGGGGGGGGAAUCCAUACAUUUUGAGUAGCGGCAUAUCUAUUUUAUAACUUGUACAUAAGAGGGCAUUUUACAAAGUAUAGUCUUACACCAAUUGGUCAUUGACCGUCGCAUACAUAAGCACUCACGCUAAGCCUUUAUACACCAUUCACUGCACUAUAUUAGCAUCCACUCUAUUUACCUUUAUUAUUAGGUUUUAUCCUUUCUUGUGAAACUACCAAUCACUUGACAUCUCUGGUGCAGUUUGAUACAUUUAGUCACGUGGUAUUUGUAACCAGAAAUUUUGUCUACGGGAACUUUCUGUGAAACCUUGUACGAAAUAAUGUGCCCUCUGACCUGGUCUCUGGCCUGCGCAAUGCACCCAGCAGUGACUGUAGAGAACCCGGGCUGCUAGGACUGUAUUACCGGUUGGAGCCUUAAAGCAUCUGUCUUCAAACAUGAUCUCAGGCCACCCAACACUUCAUAUUUUCAAGCUGAAGUGUAUGUAUUACAGCUGCUUUGUCAUUUAUAAAACCUGUAAUGUUUCUACCACUUUUCUAUACUAAUGGGGCUCGGAAUUCGUUCAUUCAAGUCCUUCAGGAAAGUACCACUAUAAAUGAUUAUUAUUAUUAUUUUUUUUUAAAUGAAGUAACCCAGAAAUGUGAGAGAUUAAAGACAUUAAGCCUUCAACGUAUGGGUUUUAGACUGCAAAUCAUCCUUGAUAAAAUGUGAUGUCACACAUUUUGUUCAUGGUUCAAUACUUACGGUAAUUCAGAGCCAAGCUAACCACCUGUCUAACCCAGAUCACCAGCUUAUGCAGGCUGGACAUUGCUAAGACACUUCCUCCUCAGCACUGACAUAUUAGGUAAUGCAUAAACCCUAUAACUUUGCUACAUGUAAUCAUAAAGCAGUAUUCCCAGAAUCCUUACUUACUGUAAGGUGUGUUGCGGUAUUGGUAACAUACACCUCUUUCUAUAGACUGUUACAUAAAUUUAUUUUUCUAAACUGUUAUGUAUGGAUCACCGCAGUAAGGGCGACUUCUGGAAACAUAAGAUUUCACAAUAAACCUCUACCUCCAAUCAAUUGAGCUAAGGGGGACCCGAGUUCCAGACCCCGUAUUUUGGCUGAUUCUAGUCCGGUGCUUUGAACCCGCAAUGCUCUUAUAGUCUGGGAGAGGGGAGAGUUGUACUGUGCACUCAUGUUACAUACAUUGAAUGAAUAAGCUGGUUUAGUGCACGCACUGGUUCUUCAGCUAAUAUACUGGUUACAUUCUACAUAGUAUUACCAGAGUGACAGCUACAAAUGUUUCCUGAUUUGCUAAUUUACUGUAAGGUUGCAUGUACCGUGGUUUCUUUGUAUUGUUGUGGAUGUUGUUGUCUUGGAGUUUUUUUGUAUAAAUAUAUGGGUCCAUGGAUUGUUUGAACCUGAGCUGUGUUCAGAUGUAUCUUGAACGUAGCAUUUAUCUAAUUUGGAAUAGCAAAUACUUCUGUCUGUGUGUAACACAUCCACUGUACACACUGUAUCCCUGGUGAACAGAGGACUAGAACAUGACUGCUACUCUCUGUGAACCCUGUUUGUAUCAUGGAUGUGUUUCAAGGGGUUGGGUAUGGGUGUUCAGCGCUUGGAAUCCCACAAACGCAACGAAGCCCCUUGUGGGCUCGAUUGGAAGCUGUGCUCGCCACAGGUUCUAUUCCCACCGUGUGGGUGUCGUGGACACCCGUGAGUGGGAAUAGUCCCUGUUAGUCGGCAUUUAGAGGGGGCGGAAUGUAGCCGUCGGUAUUGUGACCGCCAGUCACAUAACUACAUCCCAUUUCGAGUAGAGAUCAAUAAGCCAUAACGUAAACCGCAUUAAUGCAGCAGUCACCAUGCAGCUGACCAUAUCGCUGGCACAUAAUAAGCUGCGUUUGUAUGCAGCAUAAGGGCAUAGGUUUAGAAUAAAAUGUGUCACUGGUGGACUACAAAUGUGUUCUAUUGUGGCACGGCUUUACGAGUAAGUUAGCAGAAUAACGUCACUGUGUUCUCCAAGCUCAGCUGCAGUUGUCACCUUCUGGAGUUCGGAGUCUUCUCCAUUGUUACAUAUGUGUUUUGACAUUUUCAAGUUUGUAUCAGGUUUUAGGUCUGUGUUUUGGGGGUUUUCCUCCAAGUUUAGAAUUUUUGGGUGAUCAUUUUAGGCAUGUAUGUAUUUUUUAUAUAGAACACAUUUCAGUAAGUGUACUUGACCUGCCUAUUGCCCUGCAAUAUCUUAACAUAAGCUAAAAAAAACAAAACAUAAUGUUACUCCUUUUCGGAAUGACAUUUUUUGCCUUAAGCGAGGGCUCUUGUUAAUUGGGAAAUUCUAAUGGUUUCUUGCUAUCUACUAAUUCAUUCACUUUCUAUUUUUAAAGCAAAGAAGAGAGCAAUUCUGAUAAUACUGACGGUCUGAUUUUUAUAGGGCUCUUGUUGCUGACGAAUAGCCUGGCUAUCUAACUCUCUAUUACCAUUGAAGUUAGUCAUGUAGGUCAUUGUAUAGUAUAACAAUUGGCAGUCUGCAGUUAUUACAUUAAAGCCUCAUUCAUACAAAUUUGGGGUCAGUAAGCCCCCUCUUAAUGAUGCCACUGUCUAUAACUGCUACUCCCAACAGUCAGGAAAAUCUGCCGUGUGAUAUAGCUUCUGUUAUAAUCAUAUACUGCUCCUCUGACGUAGUGUAUGCUCUACUUUGUAGUUCCACAACUGCAGGCGAUAUACAGUUUGCCUACUCAUCUUCUAAUGUUCCUGCUUUUGUGAACAGACGCUGAAUAAAGUUGCUCUUCAAACAUAUGACCAGAAGGCCAUUCCCUGAUCUUUGUCUACAGUAGACAGCCAAAAACUAUUUAUUACAUGAUCUUGCUAUAUCCUAUUUGUAUGCUGGUAAUCACCAUAUCACGGAAAACUUGCAAAUGAAAAAUUAUUUCAGUUAACCAUACGCUGCCUACAGAGAAAUCUGAAAACUUUUCUAGUAAGUAAUUACCGUGAAAUAAAGUUGUUGUUUAUUUGCAAUUCAAUUAAUGCCUGUCAUGAACUUAUCCCAGAUCACUGUGCUUUCACAAUUGCGAUCCCUGUAAUUUACUUUGAGUAAUUAAAUUCCCCCAUUGGUCUGGUUUCAUAAUUUAGGUUAUAACUGGUUUUCUGAUUUCAUCCUUAAAUAGGUUAUGAUUGUUCUUCAGGUUAAAAGUGCCUUGCAAGAAAACACAGAGAAUUUUAAUGCACUUUGGGAAAUAAAAUCAGAGUCCUGUGUCCAGCUUUAUGUGUUCUCCAUUUAUACCUAUUUAGCUAUGUUAUUGUAUAAAUCACUGCCAUGUAUCAGAGGGGAUGUACUACUCCUGCCUUUUUUUGUAUCCCGCAUUGUUAACUUCUGACCCUUUUGUUGGGUUGUGUUCCUAUACAAGGGUGGCAGCGUUUGGAAUGUGACUGUUUGUAUUAUGACUUUUUCAAUGAAUACAUUUGUUUUUAAAUAAAUAUAUUCAGCAUCAA
This is a messenger RNA of Pseudophryne corroboree (corroboree frog), 4828 nucleotides long. It is a transcript of the gene SEPTIN2, whose product is annotated as septin 2. Gene Ontology annotation, molecular function: GTPase activity; molecular adaptor activity; GTP binding. The transcript has 13 exons. Gene Ontology annotation, cellular component: septin complex; microtubule cytoskeleton; septin ring. NCBI's taxonomy places the organism in Eukaryota, Metazoa, Chordata, Amphibia, Anura, Myobatrachidae. The record is from RefSeq and is a predicted model, not a curated record. Gene Ontology annotation, biological process: cilium assembly; regulation of exocytosis; cytoskeleton-dependent cytokinesis. Bases 171 to 1229 code for a protein of 352 amino acids.